Messenger RNA from Phyllostomus discolor (pale spear-nosed bat), 4005 nucleotides. RefSeq names its product RNA guanylyltransferase and 5'-phosphatase (gene RNGTT). The record is from RefSeq and is a predicted model, not a curated record. Bases 211 to 1998 code for a protein of 595 amino acids. Lineage: Eukaryota; Metazoa; Chordata; Mammalia; Chiroptera; Phyllostomidae. The transcript is spliced from 16 exons. Gene Ontology annotation, biological process: protein dephosphorylation; 7-methylguanosine mRNA capping. Gene Ontology annotation, molecular function: protein tyrosine/serine/threonine phosphatase activity; mRNA guanylyltransferase activity; mRNA 5'-triphosphate monophosphatase activity.
AGUGCAUUGUGGGCUCGCCUAAAGCAGUGGAGUAGAUCCUGAAUGAAAGUGGCGCGCGUCCCGUGACGUUAUCCGGGUAGGAGCGGCUGUAACCCGGACCUCGGCCGGGUUUCGGGUGCCUUGCAAGUCCCGUGCGGAGCGGACCGCGAGGCGCCAGCGGAGGCUCAGCGAGCGUUGGCGGAGUGGGGCCGCUCUGCGCAGCCCCAGGUCAUGGCUCACAACAAGAUCCCGCCGCGGUGGCUCAACUGUCCACGGCGCGGCCAGCCGGUGGCAGGAAGAUUCUUACCGUUGAAGACAAUGUUAGGACCAAAAUAUGACAGUCAAGUUGCUGAAGAAAAUCGAUUCCAUCCCAGUAUGCUCUCAAAUUAUCUAAAGAGUCUGAAGGUUAAAAUGGGCUUGUUGGUGGAUUUGACAAAUACUUCAAGGUUCUAUGACAGAAACGACAUAGAAAAAGAAGGAAUCAAAUAUAUAAAACUUCAGUGUAAAGGACAUGGUGAGUGCCCUACAACUGAGAAUACUGAGACAUUUAUUCGUCUGUGUGAGCGGUUCAAUGAAAGAAAUCCACCUGAACUUAUAGGUGUUCAUUGUACCCAUGGUUUCAAUCGCACCGGUUUCCUCAUAUGUGCCUUUCUGGUGGAGAAAAUGGACUGGAGUAUUGAAGCAGCAGUUGCCACUUUUGCUCAAGCCAGACCACCGGGAAUUUAUAAGGGUGAUUAUUUGAAAGAACUUUUUCGUCGCUAUGGUGAUAUAGAGGAAGCACCACCCCCACCUCUAUUGCCAGAUUGGUGUUUUGAGGAUGAUGAAGAUGAAGAUGAGGAUGAGGAUGGCAAAAAGGAAUCAGAACCUGGGUCAAGUGCCUCCUUUGGCAAAAGAAGGAAAGAACGGUUAAAACUGGGUGCUAUUUUUUUGGAAGGUGUAACCGUUAAAGGUGUAACUCAAGUAACAACUCAACCGAAGUUAGGAGAAGUACAGCAGAAGUGUCAUCAGUUCUGUGGCUGGGAAGGGUCUGGAUUCCCUGGAGCACAGCCUGUUUCCAUGGACAAGCAAAAUAUUAAACUUUUGGAGCAGAAGCCGUAUAAAGUAAGCUGGAAAGCAGAUGGCACUCGAUACAUGAUGUUGAUUGAUGGCACAAAUGAAGUUUUUAUGAUUGAUAGAGAUAAUUCAGUAUUUCAUGUUUCAAAUCUAGAAUUCCCAUUUCGUAAAGAUCUCCGUAUACAUUUAUCAAAUACUCUCUUAGAUGGGGAAAUGAUUAUUGACAAAGUAAAUGGACAAGCUGUUCCUAGAUAUUUGAUUUAUGACAUAAUUAAAUUUAAUGCACAGCCUGUUGGAGACUGUGAUUUUAAUGUUCGUCUACAGUGUAUAGAACGAGAAAUAAUAAAUCCUCGACAUGAAAAAAUGAAGGCUGGGCUCAUUGACAAAACACAGGAACCAUUUAGUGUCAGAAAUAAGCCAUUUUUUGACAUUUCUACUUCAAGAAAGCUACUUGAAGGAAAUUUUGCCAAAGAAGUUAGCCAUGAAAUGGAUGGACUUAUUUUUCAACCCACUGGAAAAUAUAAACCUGGUCGAUGUGAUGAUACUUUGAAAUGGAAGCCCCCCAGUCUGAAUUCUGUGGAUUUUCGCCUGAAGAUAACAAGAAUGGGAGGAGAAGGGUUACUUCCUCAGAAUGUUGGCCUUCUCUAUGUUGGAGGUUAUGAAAGACCCUUUGCACAAAUCAAGGUGACUAAAGAGCUAAAACAGUAUGACAACAAAAUUAUAGAAUGCAAAUUUGAGAACAACAGCUGGGUCUUCAUGAGACAGAGAACAGACAAAAGUUUUCCUAAUGCCUAUAACACUGCCAUGGCUGUGUGCAACAGCAUCUCAAACCCUGUCACCAAGGAGAUGCUGUUUGAGUUCAUUGACAGAUGUGCAGCAGCUUCUCAAGGACAGAAACGAAAGCACCAUCAGGACCCUGACACGGAGCUCAUGCCUCCACCGCCCCCCAAAAGGCCACACCUGUGACCUAAGUCCUGCCUCUGCCUUCAGGAUCGAGAGGAGAGAUGUGUGAGGAGCAUGCUGUCAUUCCUCUUGCGCCAGAGAAAUUCAACCAGGGACGUGGCUUGACGUUGAUAUACAUUUUGUUUUAUUUUAUUUUAUUUUUUAAAGAAAAGUAUUGUAGCCAGCCUGUAAAUAUAUGAUGCAUUUGUUUUCUUAGUGCUACAAUAAAUACAUCAUGGACUUAAACAUUUUAUUUAUAUUUGGUAAACUCAGCCUUACCUUGUGGAAUAUGAAGAUUGAAAUAUCCAAAGGUUUGAACAAGAUUGAAAUCAAUGAAAAAGAGGCCUUGUUUAUAUAUGGAUAACUUCUACCUUUAAUUUAUAAAGUUAGCAAUCUGGAACUGUGAGAGCCUAGAACACUGUAUUUUUUUAGAAGUUGUAUUUCAGCUAUGGUAAAUUUUCCUUUCAAGAAAUUUAGGCAAUGGCAUUAAACAUUCUUGCUAUCAUUUAUCAUGGAUUUCCUCCAUUUCUGAGAUUCUUGUAUUAAAAAAUGAAUGACAAGGUUAAGUAUUGUGCUAUGUUAAAUGACUUGGUCUGGCUUUAUCAUUUUAAGGAGAUUUUUUUUGAAAUGUUAAAGUAAAAAAGUGAAGCUCCAAUUUUGUCAACUGCAUCCUUUCUAAAGAAAGAAUAUUGAGGAUUUGCAUCUGCUUCUGUUGUUAGAACUAUAAUACCCGAUCUCCAGUGUGUCCACGCCGCAGUGGUUUUGAGUUACUUCGUAGAACUUAGAUAUACACCACCAGGUCCUUCAUGCAGCAUUUCCUGGGAGACAUUUUUUUAAAUGCCAGGGCUGCUGCUGCUGUACCUCAGUGGUAUCAGCACAUUGUAACUUACACUAGAACACACAGCUCACUGUGAUUAUAGGAGUGAUACCCAACACAAGCAAUGUCGUUUUAUUUCCCUCGAACGGGACAGCAAAGGAAAUGCCAGCUGACUCCUUUGGGCGUCAGUGGACCAGACGCUGUUGCUACAAAGCCCUCUCCCCCGUCUCAUAAAUGCAGAGAGCAGACAUCUACAGGGGCUGAACACCAAGGAAGUCAAGACAUUUAUUUUCAAAGCCAGAAUUCUAUCUACAUUUUCUUCUGGGAAUGCUAUUUCUGCCAUUAUGUCUGAAUUUUAAACCAUUUGCUGGUAGAUAAUAAAUUAAAGACCGGCUAAUUGGUCAUCUGCCAUUGUUGAGAAACUGUGUUCUGAUAGGUUUCUGAAGGAAUUAGCCAGUUGGAGACUAAUGUAUUUAUUUUUAGAGGUACAGGUUUCAAGUGUAUGUAUGUACAUUUUUUUCCUGAUCUGAAUUUUAUAUGUGUUAUGCAUAUAUGUGGUAAUAUGCACAACAGUGCAUAUUCUUCUACUAACACAGUCAGAAAAGAAAAUCCAAACACCCUACCUAGCAGACUGAAUAUCUAACAGGAUUUCCACACGUUAUAGCACAGAUUAACCAAAAAUGUAUUUGUAUUCACUUGAGUUUAAAUGUUUUUAGACAAAGGUGUUCCCCAGUAGUGCUUUUCUAUGUGAAAUAGUAAUGUCAUGCUGGGGUGUUUUCCCUUGCUGUCCUCGGGGUCUGAAAUGGACAGUGAACUUAUCCAAAACGCCACCAUAGGGUUCCUUCCCAGAACACUUUGGUGCGUUUGGGCGCUGAAGGGACGGAUACACCCGACUGCAACACUGACCGCAGACAGGUGGGACCUGUCAAGGCCCCAUGGUGCCUCGUCCAGAACAGACCUGAGAAAACACCUGCACAGCUCCAGGUGGUCUGCUGUCUCCUUCCCCAGGGUCAGUGACUCUUUGCGCCACAUGCGGCUUUCUCCUGAGCCUGUGUAAAUGCAGGGCCCUUUGCUGACGUAAGAGCAACCUUCUGCCAGUGAUCUUUAAUGGAGUUGAAGUGUUUAUGGUAAUUGUAACCUUUUAAAUGAGUUAAUGUGAAAAGAGCAUCUCAUUUUUAAUACAUCCAGCUAUUUCUUCUUACCUUUGUGCAUUU